Carassius auratus (goldfish) is the source of this 2103-nucleotide messenger RNA. RefSeq names its product tRNA methyltransferase O (gene trmo). The transcript is spliced from 6 exons. The record is from RefSeq and is a predicted model, not a curated record. Lineage: Eukaryota; Metazoa; Chordata; Actinopteri; Cypriniformes; Cyprinidae. Bases 163 to 1497 code for a protein of 444 amino acids.
AAGAAGUGAUAUUCUGCGAAAGUAGUUGGUUGUCCAACGUGUUCCUCCCAAAAACAAAACACGUGCUCGUACUGGCGCAGAGCAGUUGCUGGAACAAACAAACCAGUUUACCAUAGCAUAAAAUAUUUUCUAAAGUAUAAAAGGUUUUCAGCUAUCACUAAAAUGUCGCCUCCAGUAUGUGGUUGUGCUGAACAAGUCAGGAAACUCACACAGCAGGCGUCAGUAAUGAGAAGAGAGAUAAAAAAUCUCAGACAGCAGAUGGAUGGUGCCAUUCGAGCACAUAAGAAGCAGAUGUCAUCACUUCAGUCCAUGCUGACAGACUGUAAACACGAAGACAGAUUACAAUCAGUGAGCAGAAGCCCAAUUCAAAGCACUGCUGAAAUCAAUCAAUUAUUAGAGAAAGGUCGUAUUCAGACUGUACCGAUCGGAUACAUCAGCUCAUGUUUCGCAGUCAAAAAUGGCACUCCACGACAACCCACCAUAUGCAGUUCUUCUCGGGCCAGCUUAAAGAUUGAACCCUCAGUCUUCAAUAACCCUGAGCAUUCUUUGGUUGGCCUGGAACAAUACUCCCAUAUCUGGAUCAUUUUCCUCUUCCAUAAGAAUGGGCAAAUGAGCUACAAAGCCAAAGUAAAGCCACCCCGUCUGAAUGGCCAGAGGGUGGGGGUGUACUCCACCCGUAGCCCCCACAGGCCUAAUGCUUUGGGACUGACCUUGGCUAAGCUAGAGGGAAUCACAGGGGAUACACUUCACUUGUCAGGUGUUGAUAUUAUUGCUGGAACACCUGUGCUAGACAUCAAGCCAUAUAUUCCAGACUACGAUUCUCCAAAAACAAGAAGAGAUGAUACCAACAGUGAAUAUAGACAAACAUCACCAUUCACAGACUCUCCGAUGCCCCAAGUGAUGGAUCUAGAUGAAGAACCAGACAUCUCAGGGACAUCAUCCGAAUCCUCCUCAGAGCUCAGAGAUUGUGCAGCUGGACCUUCAGAUUUCUCUCAGUCACAAAGGUCUGGAUCCAGUGAUGUGACUGACGUGUUAGCAGAGGUUAAAAACUAUGUCAAACAACAGCAGCUUUUCACUGAAAGUCUAGAAGACAAACAAUCAGAUUCUCCUGAAUGCACUUCACUGUCAACCGACCGUUUAAGUUCAUCCAGUCUUAAAUUUGGAUCUGAGGACUACAGUACUAUCGCUGCCUGGGUCAGGACACCUCCUGUCAGUAACCUAGACGUGCGGUUUACUGCCAAUGCUGAGAAAGAGCUCAAAGAGUUUGUUCCCUGCGACAGUACAGACAGUACAAGACCAAGGUUCCAGUUCUUGAAAGGACCAGAGGAAGCAGUGGCAGCCAUCAAAGGCAUUCUGUCAGCUGACCCUAGAUCAGUAUAUCGUCGCACGCGUUGUCAAGACCGCCUGUUCUUCUUCACCCUGGAUACAGCUGACAUCACCUGCUGGUUUGGCGAUGGUUUUGCUGAGGUUGUGAGAGUCAAACCUGUGCAGAGUUAAGAAAUCUCAAAUGUUGUCUGAGGUUUCUCUCAAAUUCCUGCAUUUUCAAUAACAGAUACUGAGAGAGAAUUCACCAUAAAAUGUACAUUCUGUAAACAUCUACUCACCCUCAUAUCAUUCCAAACACAUAAGACUUGAUUUUUCUAUGGAACACUUUUUGAGAGAAAUGUCCAUAAAAUAUUUUUCUCAUUGUCCAUACAGUUGAAGUUAGUGGUCACCAAAAUUGUUUGGUUACCAUCAUUCUCCUGAAUAUCGGUUUUUGUGUUCCACAGAAGAAAAAGUCAGUGACGUCAUUUUCAUUUUUGGGUGAACUGUGCCUUAAUUUGUGUUACUGAUUAAUGAUUAACUAAAUUUAGUCUAAAAAGAUCAUUUUUUUAGCCUUUAAGCACAAAGAUAUUUUUAUGGUUCACAACGAAGAUCUAAAUGUUAACAUACUAUUCUUAGCAAGCAACUGUAUUGCUAGAAUUUCUUAGUUCCAACAAUUACUUGUUUUGUUUGUUUGUUUAAUCGCAUAGUUUGUGUAUGAUUAUUUAUUACAUUUUAAUUUGUUAAAUAUGUUCAGUGAACUGCUGGGUUUAUUAAAGGUGUCAUAUUUUUUGGGCAUUA